Paramecium pentaurelia is the source of this 1601-nucleotide messenger RNA. NCBI's taxonomy places the organism in Eukaryota, Ciliophora, Oligohymenophorea, Peniculida, Parameciidae. The record is from the annotation of a GenBank genome assembly.
AUGAAGUUAAAUUUCUAUCUGGGAUUCCUCCAUUUGUUCUUUGCAAUAUCUCAAACUACUUUGAGUACUAUUUACACUUUAUUACCAGGUUUAGAUAAGACAGCUAGUAUAAUUAAAAUUUUCUAAUUAGGUUGGUUUAUAAAUGAUUUUUAUGGUUGCCAAAUAAGUAAUUGUAAAGAGUAUGAUAUAUUUGGAGAGUUUGGAGUUUUUGGUGAGACUAAAUUACCUUCUUUAAAUCUUAAACUUCUACGACAUUAUUCAUUAAGAAUUUCAUUCAAAUUUUGGAAGUAUAACAUAAAUUUUAAUUAGAAUUGACUAUUGGAAUGUUGAUCCUUUCUAUUUAACAGAAGAUAAUGAUGAAUAGACAAGUCAAUUGUUUGAGGGUUAAGGUAGCAAUUUUUGUGGUAGUGGAGGGAGUCAGAACAAAGAGCUUCCUGUUCCUUUAAUUGUUACAACAGAACCACAAUCUCUAGUUUUUUAAAUGACUUCAAAUUUAGAUGAGGAUACAUAUUAUGUAUAUAUUUUUUAAUUCUAGGAAUCAUAUGGAUUUCGAGAUUUCAUAAUUGAAAUUUUGGAAUGUCCUGAAGGUUUUUUAUUUUGCUAAGAUUAUAUAUCUGAUUGGAAAAUUUUGAAUAAUAUUGCAUCAUAUUGGCUAAACUCAAUUAGCUCAGAGGGAUGGCUGAUUGAUAAUAAUCAAUAAUUUAGUUCAAGUGGAAGUAAUAUUCUGCAUUAAGGGCAAAUUAUGAAAAAAUUCAUUCAAAAUGUUCCAAAACACUUCAAAAUUAAGAUAAUUCUUAAACUUUGGGUAAUGGGAGUUAAAUAGAAUUUAAAUUUUAUUUUUAAAAUUGAUGAGUAAGUUUAAUUUAUAAAUAUAAAUGCUCUGUCUUAAUAAAAUAUUGGAUGUGUAAAUUCUCAAUUAGUAAAUAUCAAUAAUAUAACCAUAAAUAAUGAUCAUUCAUCCCCUGAAAUAAGAUUAGAAAUGUAUACAGAAAAUAAUUAACCACAAAGUAGAUUUUGGGUUGUUUAAUCAUUUGAUUUAUACGUAGCUUAAUGUUCAAUUGGUUGUGAAGAUUGUAAUGGAGGAUUAGAAACUUAAUGCAAUAAUUGUUUUAAAAAAUGGGGAUUUUUAGAUGGUAAAUGUAUUCCUGGUAUAAAUUUAUAUAUAUCAAUAAGCUCCUCCAUUAGAAUAUACUAAUAUUAGAAUCUAUUAAUCUUAAGGUUUAAAAGCAAAUUUUAUUAAUUCAUUUUAAUUGUACAUUGAGGAAUUAGAUCAAACAAUUACUGAAAUUGGUUAAAAAAAACUAAUUAUUGAUAAGAGUAUAACAUUUUGCUCUUUUUUAAUUUCAGUGGAAUGUUAAGAAAAAAUUAAAAUUGAAAGCCUUUUUAGAAAUUGCAAUUAAUGUGAUAAUGCUUAAAUUUCUUUUUCAAAUUAUUGUCUUCAUGAAAGUAACAUUAUUAAUUUCAGUGUUAUAUUUGCAGAUACUAUUUAAUCUGAAAAAGAAUUAAUAAUUAAUAUUUCACAAACAAAAUUAGAAAUUCUAUAGGUAAUAAUAUCGAAUGAUAUUGAAACAGAAGUACAUAUAUUGAAAAUUGAAUUAUGA